AUGCUGCUGCUCCUGCUCCUGGCCCUGGCUGCAGCCUGGUCUCAUGGGCAAGCACAAGGGCUUCUGAGGCAGAUGCGAGCAUCCAUUACCAGAGAGCGAACUACAACUGCACAGAUCGAGUGUGUAUUUGAGGGUGUGUCAAGGGAUUUUUUCCGAGGUCUCUAUGUACACUGGUACCGGCAUCUACCUGCCAGACCUCCCGAAUGGAUUCUGUAUAUGCAAACAGGUCAAGCUCAUUAUGAUAAAGAUUCCUAUAAGAACAAGUAUUCUUCUUCGAAAAAAGGCCCUAACAUCUGCACUUUCACCAUCAGUAACAUCAACCCCAAUGAUGAAGGCACCUACUACUGUGCCUACUGGCAGAACCACAGAACUAGCAAACCCCAGGUAGCCUAUGGAGACACAUGGACAGUGCUGGUGCAGACCCCAAAGCUCCAAACGCAGAUGCAGGGCACAUCCACCAAAAUUGUGUGCCAAUUGCGAGCUGAAGUCAUCAUGCAUUGGUACAAGCAUCUUCCUGGACAGCCACCAACAAGGAUACUACAAGCAAACAUGCUGCUGCUGGCAGCACUUGUGGCCACAGCCUCCUGGUCUUAUGGAUUUGCACAAGUAUAUCCAGUGCAGAGCCCGAUAUCCAUUACCAAGUCCCAAAGAAGUGCACGAAUGAUAUGUGAAAUUAAAAUUUCAGAGGCAAUGUUUGAAGGCUUAUCCAUACACUGGUAUCAGCAGAAAGAGGGUAGAGCUCCAGAGAGGAUCCUGUACGUCUCAGAAGGGAAACCUGUAGUUGAAACUGGCUUUACAGCAAACAGGUACAUGGUUGAAAAAGUUUCUAGCCAGAAACGAUUUAUUCUUACAAUUAAAGAUGUAAUUCCAGAUGACGCUGCUACUUACUACUGUGCUUACUGGGACACUCACCACAAAGUAUUUGGAAGUGGAACUAAGCUUAUUGUUUCAAGCAAAGGACAUUCUCCACCAGCAAACUCUGAAAUCCUGAAGAAGGAACAUGAAAAUCAGAUAACUUAUGUUUGCCUUGUUGAGAAAUUCUACCCAGAAGUGAUUCGGGUGACUUGGACCGAUGAAAAUAACGAGGAGGUAACAGACAGUGUAGUAAAAGGAGACACCUGGAAGGCCACAGAAAAUGAGGAAUACUCAAUUGGCAGCUGGCUAACUGUACCAGUGAAAAACAAAGACAAAAAAUAUUACUGCAAAUACGAGCAUGAAAGCCAAGAUCGUUCACUGCCGACACGAGACUAUUCUACAAGGACUGGUACUCAGGAAGAGGACUGCAACACAUCUGGAAACAGCACAGUUUUUUAUAGAGAUCACAUUAUACACAGGACGGCGUAUUUAGUGUACAUCGUCCUUCUUUUGAAGAGCUCCAUGUACUAUCUCAUCGUACUCUUCUUGAUCUACAGAAUGUGGGCUGUCACCAAGCACCAAGGAAAGAAAGCGUAA
Messenger RNA from Melopsittacus undulatus (budgerigar), 1452 nucleotides. It is a transcript of the gene TARP, whose product is annotated as TCR gamma alternate reading frame protein. The coding region runs from base 1 to 1452 and encodes 483 amino acids. The record is from RefSeq and is a predicted model, not a curated record. Lineage: Eukaryota; Metazoa; Chordata; Aves; Psittaciformes; Psittaculidae. The transcript has 9 exons.